UUUGUUAUGGCAGCAGAAUCGGUGGCUCCGUGAAGAAAAAAGUAGUUUUCACUUCGAGAUGGUAAUUUCUCGUGAUGAAAGCAGCUGCAAGCUGUAACAGCCGUGUGUGACAUUGUGUGCAGGAACUCCUGGUCGUGUUCAAGUGAUUGCUGUUCGAAAAAGGGUUGUUUUUCACUUCAUCUGGUCCCGUCGCCAUUGCUAGACAAUAGGCGACCAACGACGACAGCUAGUCGAGGGCAAAGCACUUUGGCCUCAGUAGCUGGAAGAUAGCAAGAUAGUGGAAUCAGGUCUGUGGUUUGGUACUUAAUGCGAAAAAGCUGGCUUGGAUGGUGUAUGAUAGCACUUAUUCAGUAAACGCUGAAUACGAUGCACAACCUAAGCAAUAGCCAUAACAGCAACACUGGAAGCAGUCAAAAUUCAGCUGCUGAGGGUAUAAUGGAACGCGGAAGCUGCAUCUUGGUACGAUAUGCCAGUCAGAAUUCCCUCGACGAAAGUUCCCAGAAGCAACUUCCGAGAUCGAAUGGGAAAGACAAAACAUCGGGAGCCUACCGUAAUAAUGUGCACACUCAGAGAUCAUUCGAAGCCAUGAAUAAUAUGCGAGAACAGAACCUACUCUGCGAUGUGAUACUCGUCGCGGAUGGCAUUGAGAUACCGGCCCACAAGAUGGUGCUGGCCUCGUGCAGUCCAUACUUUUACGCCAUGUUCACGGGGUUCGAGGAGAGCCGCCAGGAUCGGAUCACACUGCAGGGCGUCGAUCACCGGGCGUUACAGUUGUUGAUUGAAUACGUUUACACGUCGGUAGUGGAAGUUACCGAAGACAAUGUUCAGGUUUUGUUAACCGCGGCGAAUUUGCUGCAGCUGACCGAUGUGCGUGAUGCGUGCUGUGAUUACUUGCAAACUCAGCUCGAUCCGAGCAAUUGUUUGGGUAUACGAGACUUUGCCGACAUUCACGGCUGCAUCGAUCUGUUGAAUUACGCUGAAACAUACAUUGAGCAACAUUUUUCGGAUGUUGUACAGUUCGAUGAGUUUUUAAAUCUUGCCAGUGAGCAAGUUGUCAAUUUGAUCAAAAGUGAUCGUAUCUCGGUCCCCUCCGAGGAGAAAAUCUACGAGUGUGUCAUCGCCUGGAUCCAGUACGACGUCAGCAACCGCCAAACGUAUCUCGCCGACCUGAUGGAACACGUCCGACUUCCCCUUCUGUCCCAGGAAUACUUGGUGCAGCGGGUCGAGAAGGAACACCUGCUGAAGGCGGAUCUGCAGUGCAAGGAUUACAUCAUCGAGGCCCUCAAGUAUCACCUGCUGAAGGGAGAACAGAAGUCCUCGUUCAAGACGCCCCGCACCGUCCCCCGGCAACCGGUGGGUUUGCCAAAAGUUCUGCUCGUCAUAGGAGGACAGGCUCCGAAGGCGAUCCGUUCGGUUGAGUGUUACGAUCUGCGCGAGGAGCGCUGGUAUCAGGUGGCGGAGAUGCCGACCCGUAGAUGCCGCGCAGGGCUUGCCGUGCUGGGUGAUAAGGUGUAUGCCAUAGGGGGUUUCAAUGGGUCGUUGCGAGUACGAACGGUUGAUGUGUAUGAUCCUGUUCAGGAUCAGUGGACCACUUGCAAUAGCAUGGAAGCGAGGCGGUCUACUCUGGGGGUGGCGGUUCUGAACAACUGUAUCUUUGCGGUAGGUGGGUUCGAUGGGUCGUCCGGGUUGAGUUCCGCGGAGAUGUUUGAUUCGCGAACUCAGGAGUGGAGAUUGAUCGCAUCGAUGUCCACCAGGCGUAGUUCGGUUGGCGUUGGGGUGGUGAAUGGGCUGUUGUAUGCGGUUGGGGGUUAUGAUGGGGCCUCGCGACAAUGCCUAGCUUCCGUUGAGCGGUACAAUUCGGCGGCAGAUACAUGGACACAUGUAGCGGAGAUGACUGAUCGUCGGAGUGGGGCAGGUGUGGGUGUUUUGGACAAUAUUCUGUAUGCCGUGGGCGGUCAUGAUGGGCCGUUGGUUCGAAGGUCAGUUGAAGCUUAUAAUGUGGAAACGAACACGUGGCAUAAGGUCGCUGAUAUGGCAUUCUGUCGACGUAAUGCGGGGGUGGUGGCUCACAAGGGUAUGUUGUUUGUGGUGGGUGGAGAUGAUGGAAGUUCUAAUCUCGCGUCGGUUGAAGUUUACACUCCGGAAACCAAUACCUGGAGAUUGCUGCCGGCCUCUAUGAGUAUUGGGCGCAGUUAUGCCGGCGUAGCAAUGAUAGAUAAGCCCAUGUGAAGCGAACAGCAGGGCGCAACCGCCGCCACAGCAAUAAGCAGCUCAAGGUAUGCGAAUUGUUCGACAAACGGUAAUGCAGCGAUCAACAAUAGCCAGAAUAACCAAAACAACGACGAUGAAAGUAGUCAAGCGGAAGGGCUGAACUCGGAAGCUGGUGCUGUAGGUUAUAAUCAAGUUCAAUCAAACAACAACAAUAACAGCGGUAACGGUAAUACUAACAAUAACGUACACUACGAAAACAUUUAUGAGUCGCUUGAACAAUACGCUGCUGCCGCGAAUGCUGGUGUGGAUGCGGUUGCCCCUGCCCCUGUUGCACAGAACCCUUUAGGAAAUGUUCCACCAAUGCCCCUCGGAAUCCCUGUCAAUUCACAACAUCAACCGCCAGGGCCUCCAACUGGUGCUCCGAUUGGUAUGGGUGUAAGAAAUAAUAUUCAAGCUGGUGGGUCUUGUCCGCCUCCUCCACCGAGUAUGCUGCGGAUGCAGCAACAGUACCAUCCCCUAGCGUAUCGUAACGAGCUGUAUGACCGCACGGCAGGAUAUGAUGUGCCUCGUGGUGGGACACGCAACAAUUUUUAUCAAAACCAACCUUCGGUCGGUUCAGGUCCACGUUACCAAAAUCUUCAUUUGGAUUUGAAUCGUCCUCGUUGUUCGCAGAAUACGAUAAGAGCUCCCCGGCAGCGAAGCUUCGAUGAUACAGAAUCAUAUCAGUACUAUCGAUGUCAGAACCAGAGCAACUUUUCCAAGUUCGAAAAUGUGUACGAGCGAGUUCGGGAGGAACCGGCCUACCAGAAUACGGGAUCCUUCGGGGCGGGAGCUAGUGGUGGACCGCUUAAUCGAGGCAUAUAUGGAAGGUUGGAUGUCAUAGGUCACGGUGUUGGUCGAAUCGAGCGGCAUUUGAGCUCUUCUUGUGGGAAUAUUGACCAUUACAGUCUUGGGGGUCACUAUGCCGUUCUGGGGCACAGUCAUUUGGGUACGGUUGGCCACAUCAGGCUGAACACUUCGACCAACAAUCAACCGGCCGCAGGGAAGGACUCCCAAUCUUCGGUUAACGUGAAAAGUUUCUUCAGCUGUUUGGGAGGUGAGAACUCACAAUCAAUGAAUAACAUUCACAAAAAUGGUAGUCCAGGUCCGACGAAUGCUUCCAAUGUUAGUGGAAACAGUGAAAAUGGAAUGGCUGCAGCGGGCACCUCGUCGGCUUCAGCAAGUUCGACAUCCGCGAAAGUUACCGGAACCAUACCGAAAAUCAAAAGCAAAUCGAAGAAGGAACCUCAAAACAAUUUUUCAGAACAGAGCGAAGGUGAACUGCAGGCCAGCCGUAUUUCAAAACCAUCUCUGCAGUGGUUGCUAGUGAACAAGUGGCUCCCGUUGUGGGUUGGUCAAACGCCUCCCGACUACAAAUUUAUUGAUUUUAACUUCAUGUUUUCUCGAAACUGCGAUGGCUGUGGUAGUGGUGGUGGUGAUGGCGGCGGUGAUACAAACCAACAGGAAGUGAUGAAAAUUGGCGAUUCACAAGAGUUACGGCCCCAUGAGUAUGGGGACUACAUUCCCCCGGCAAGAGAGUAUCCAACAAUGAAUGGCAGCUAUCCGCGAGUGCUGAGAAAUACGCCCCAAUUAUCACGUUUACGGGAACAUGAGUAUGAAAAUGUUCUUGCUGACUCACCUCCCCCGGAACGGCUAGAUUGCGCGAGAGCUCGACCACUUUUCAAACACGUAAAUCGUGCCAGAUCGGAGAGCCCGGCAAAUUCCUCGCCAGCGGCACCGCGAGAAGAAAGAAGCGGAUCAAGCGAUCCGUUCAGAAAUUGGUCAUUUAAUUUCGCCGACAAUAGCUUCCGACCAGCCGCAGGGAGCAAUGGAAACAAUGGCUUGUCCAGAUUGCGUGACGUUCGUCGUAUUACCGAUGGCACUUUCCGCGCGAGAGAUUUUCAACCUGACAACGAAAAACCCGGCCCAAGCCGGGAGUAUCCGAAGGAGUGCGUCGUCGGUGCAACAAAUGAUACAACGAUAGCUUCAGUGGCAAAAUCGCCUUUACCAGAAAUUCAACCGGAGAACGAAGAAACUCCAGGCUCAUCUUCAACGGAUUCGGAGAACUUCGUCGUGGAUUCCAUCGCUACCGAUGUUGGCGGGCCAGCAGAGGAUAGCAGCAACAGUAGCAGUCGAUGCGUUGAAAAUCCCGGCAUCGCAGAAGAAAGAAGCGAUUUUCGUAGGGAAAAGGAAGUCAACUCUUCGAUGGAGACAUCCGAGUCGUCUAACUUCGAGGAUAACGCAGUGGAAUCGUCGGUCUCGGACGAUGAUAAUGAUAAUUUUGACAACAAUGAAGUUAACUAAAUUUUGCACCUAUAUUGAGGCCGACUUGCGCUGUUUGUUUCGUCUUUUAACAAUUUUCAUCCGAAAGACGGAUUGCUCUUAUCUGUUCAUUAACAACAUACAGCGACCCGCAAGGAAAAAAAACACCCGAAUUCAAAAACUUUUUCACAGCUGAAUGAUGAGACAUAUGUGGAUGAUAAUUAAGGUAAUUUCUCAAAUGAAAGUUCAUAUCAACCGUUAUUGAACAGCAUUGAAUAAUUCCAAUUUGAUUCGUACAAUUUUUCAAGUUCUAUGCAAAUUUGACAAUUUUUGGUUAAAAUAGGUAUGACAUGGAAAAAAUCCACUGGAAAAUUUCACAAUAUCUUGUAACAAAAAAUUGACGCACCCCUUAGUAUUCGUGUUGCCUUAUGUCAAAACUAUUUGUAUUUGUAGUGUGGUGGAAAUUUGGUGGUAAAAGACUGUAAGGACAAUCCAUCACAACGGAAAAUUGCUGCAAAAUAUAGUGUUGGUCGUGGUGGUGUGCAGGAAAUUUCGGCAAAGUACCAGAAGCUCGGAUCUGUGGCUUACAGAACACGUAGAGGAGGUGUGCGCAAAACAGACCGUCGUACUGAUUCAAUGAUCAUCCGAGAAAUCAAGAAAGAUCCAACGGUAACCAUGCGGUCUAUCAAGGAAAACCUUCAGCUUUCAGUAUCCGACCGUGCAUUUAUUCGCAGGAUUAGGACACAUGGAUUACAGAGUAGAUUCGCUCGUAAACUACCAUACUGUGGUAUACUCGCAAGGUUGACGUAGGCCUGCCGUUGGUUUUGUGAUCAUUUGUUCAAAGUUGCAUGUAUAUUAUUUCCAAUAGACGAUAUAUCUGUCGCUUCCAACCAGUCUACAUAAAUGUUACGCUCGUUCUUCCUUCGUUACAACACCCACUUCCCGUUUGGAAAAUUGUUGAGUAAACAUCGUUUGCCGGCGAGAGUUAAGCGGGAAUGAAUUGUCUUUCUCAAGAAUCAUUGUACCCCUAUGUUAUUACAUUCUGCUAAAAAUUGUUAACUGUGGUAACAUACCAAUUUUGAUCCUUACUCAAUGCAAGCUCUUUGCUUGCCAGAAUAAUAAUCUGGGAAUUCAGCCAAAUUAAAAAAUCAAAAUUCUCCACAUUCAUUCAGAAUUAUUUUGUAUUUCACAGCAAAAGAAAAAAAAUCAUGUUUACAUUAUAUUUAUAUCAAUCUUUGAUUUUUUCGUAGUACAAACUAAAAUGCUUGCUGAUAUAUCCAGAAAAUGGGGGCAUUUCUGUCAUCCUGAACGUCAUAAGCCCAAUUUGAAGGUCUACCGCGCCUGAUACCAGCGUUACUUUUGAUUUGGUUGAUUUUUUGACGAACUCCACAAUCGCGCAAAGCGUUUUCAGAUGUGUAGUUUCGCCCAACUUUUCCUGAAAUACGGAGUUUUUUAUGGAUUUUAUGCGUCGUUCUAUAUUUUUCCGCGAUUUUUUUUUACUCUAUUACGUCGUUAUCGAUAUCUUUUUGGUAUUUGGAGCCUCACUACAUUUCUUCACAAGUUCCAAUUUCCCUCAUCCGAUGGGCCCCCUGCAAAUCAUCUACAACUUUACAGGGUACGACCGACGCAAGGCGUCAAUUAUUAGGUUCUCUGCCAUUGUCUUACUUCGCCUCUGAAACUGGAAUCUAUUUCCUGCUGUCUGUCAAGAUCAUUCAACAUCGGUGGCGUCUGGAAUUGUUUCGUUGUGCAUUACAAAGUUCGUCCAGUUCUACCUUUUUUCAUUGUUCAUUUUCUAGCCACAACUGGCGUCGUCCUCUGGUCAAUGUGCUGCAGCAGAGAAAUGUUUUCUGGAGUGAUUUCUGUGUACGUAGCUUUCUACCCUUCGGUCUCACGAAUUUGGUUCCUUCCGAUCUCCGGUUCUGCCAAUGAGCGAGGUUCCUUCCGAUCUCGUGCCAAUUUUUUUCAUUUCAUAUAACGAGUACAUGCGGAGCGAAUUAGGAUCUUGCAAUGAGCGUAGUUCCUUCCGAUCUCUGGCUCUUGUCUCUCUUAUUUCUUCGGUUUUACGAAUUCGGUUCCUUCCGAUCUCCGGUUCUACCAAUGAGCGAGGUUCCUUUCGAUCUCCAACUCAUUUUCAUGUUUUAUCGAAUCAGAUAGCGAGUAUCAGCGAGUGAAUCAAGAUCCAGCAAUGAGCUCAGUCCCUUCUGAUCUCUGGCUCUUGUCUGUCUGAUAUGUCUUCCACUUCCAUCGGAACGUAACAACGCGAAUCGACUUUCACAGCAGUUACGCCGGAAUACAGCCGCAUGAAGGGAUUGAUUGUCCCUGCUUGUUUUGCCAAAGCGAGAAGGUAUAUCAUUUUUUCGCUCACCACACUUUGGCAAUGUUGAAUUAUCCCGACAAUGAUCGGUAUUUCAGGAGUAUUUACUCGUUGUUAACAGGAUUUAACCUGUGUAGAUAGCUGUGUAGUACACUGUCCACAGUUGUCAUUUUUCCGGUGGCCACAUCUUCCUACAAGUAGAGGUUUGCACUCAGUUUUUCUCCCACAAUAGCGGGAAUAAACAUUGGAUCCAGUUUCCGGUUCACGUUGUCAAUUUUUGAGAACUGCAACACAACACUUCUUUCACUGAAGUUUACUAAACGCUUGCGCAGAUUGUAGCGAUCUUUCGAUUUUCGCGAUUGUUCUGAAUGUUCUGCCGUACAAACUCGUGGUUUUUGACGUAGGACUACGUCUUUCAUUUCUAUACCGGGGUGUAAAAUCAAAGUUUCGAAAACGAAAGCGUUACGCCGGAGACCGAGAUUUUGAGCGUUAAUAGCUCCUAAACAACUGAACGAAAUGGUAUGAUAAACACUUCAUUCGAAAGAUAAAAUGUCUACGCCUUCUAUACUUGUUACUUUCUGAUCCAAAAACUUGUUUCAAUAGUCUUAAAAUUGCUUUCAAAACAGGCUAUUGAAAUCACCAAUCGGUAUAUAAGCGAGCGCUUCUCGGAAAUCCACUCAGUUCAAAUUGAACAGCGAUUGGAGCAUGUUGUCGCUGUUGUGGUGAAACUCUUCGUUUAUCAUGAAAGCGCGAAUGAACGGUGUCACCAAGAGCCUGUUUGUGCACCUUAGGCCAGAAGGGAAUCCAUCAGGAGGAGAGUGAUGCCACAAACGGUUCCCCGGGAAGAUCUCGACGCAGCCGCUACACACACACACACACACACACACACACAUAUACACGCGCGGAAUUCUUUCCGUUUGGAUGCCAUUCAGCAUCGAGAAAGAUCCGGAAAAUAAUCUACCAGUUCCUCUGGGAAUUUAAAAAUACAUUCAUGUUAAAGAGUGUAUUUGAAUGUUUUCUAUCCAUGUAACACUGUGACCGAAUAUGUUUCAAUCAAGUGCUAUUAACAGAUGGUUAUCGAGUUAGCAUUAACCACUGGCGGGCUUCCAGUAUCGAGGAAAAUGUGGAAAUAUCUAAUCGUUACUGAAAAUAAUCUGCCAGUUCCUCUGGGAAUUUAAAAAUACAUUCAUGUGAAAGAGUUUAUUUUAAUGUUUUCUAUCCAUGUAACACUGUGACCAAAUACAUUUGGUUUUGUGCUUUUUCAAGCAAUCGCAAUUAAAAGGAUAGCUUCUGAAGAUUAUUCUUCCCUGUCAGUAGGAUAUUUCCGUAUCCAAUAUUGUAUGCGCCCACAAUCGAUUAUUGCUCAGUCGCCGAAUGUUCCGAGCUCAGAGAGUUCAUUCCCCUCUAGUUUGCCUUCCAAAUUGCCAUCGUAAACCACGCCUUCUCUCGAUUCAAUCACGCACAAAAAGCAUACUUAAGCGAUAUUCUGGUGGUGAGACGCAUUCAUUUUUCGUGAGGACAUCGACAAGACAACAUCGUUGCUGAGGGUGCUGGUCGACGAAGGAUCGAGAUCUGUCCUGAAACGCAAGCAGUUUGUUCGAAACUGUGAGGGAGUACAGAGAAGCCUAUCCUUCUGGAGAAGAGAAGGUAACCAUCGAAGCAGCCGCUACACACACACAUACACACACGGAAUUCUUUCCGUUUGGAUGCCAUUCAGCAUCGAGAAAGAUCCGGAAAAUAAUCUGCCAGUUCCUCUGGGAAUCUAAAAAUACAUUCAUAUGAAAGAGUUUAUUUGAAUGUUUUCUAUCCAUGUAACACUGUGACCAAAUAUUUUUCAAUCAAGUGUUAUUAACAGAUGGUUAUCGAGUUAGCAUAAACCACUGGUGGGCUUCCAGUAUCGAGGAAAAUGUGGAAAUAUCUAAUCGUUACUGAAAAUAAUCUGCCAGUUUCUCUGGGAAUUUAAAAUUACAUUCAUGUGAAAAAGUUUAUUUGAAUGUUUUCUAUCCAUGUAACAGUGUGACCAAAUACAUUUGGUUUUGUGAUUUUUCAAUCAAUCGCAAUUAACAGGAUAGCUUCUGAAGAUUAUUCUUCCCCAUCAGUAGGAUAUUUCCGUAUCCAAUAUUGGAUGCACCUUGUGCCUCCAACGUAACGCUCUCGUUUUCGAAGUCCCCCAAAUAUUCAUUCUUUCAGAAUGAAUUCAGAUUCAACUUCAAACAAAUGAUCUCUAAAUCAACGAUAGUCCUACGUCACCUUUGCGGUUAUACCAUAGAUAUAACCCAUCCUGUUUUUUGCAAGGCCCAUAAUCUGAGGUCUUGGGCAACUUUUGGGUCUUCAGAGGUGUUUAGGUUCCGCUGAGUGUAAAGAUCAGUAUGUAGUAUUAGGUAUUUUCCAUAGUGUGGACCGACGCCUGUCACCUCAUGUUUCGCACUGUUGAUUGCAGAAGGAUUUCCAUUCCAAUUUCUCCAUCAAUGAUUGAUCUGAUGCAUGUUAUCGAAACUCAAUUUACUCGUUCCGCAUUAUUGACCUCCGGGCAAUGAAAUGCUGUUUUGUAUCUUGCGAGAAAUGAUUCGAAUGCAACUGCGUGACAUUGCUUUAUCGGACAAUAUAAUUCUUGGGCGUGAGUGCUUGAGAAACAACUCUUCUUCUAGAUAUUUUAUCAAGGCCAUUGAAUUUCGCAUUGCAUGUGUUAUAACGCAUUUGUUAUCCAAUCUACCAUCACAAGUAGCACUGUGUUGCCCCAUAUGGAUAUAGUGAACGGACCUACAAAGUUAACCGAUAUUAGCUCCCAUGGAAGUCUCGCUGGUUUUGAAUUUAACACCUGGGGCGUUUACUAGCUUCACAAACUUAGACGUCCUAACAUAAUCGCUGAUAUAUUUCCUGAUUUUCCGCUUCCUUUUGUGUUCCGGUACUCCCAGUUCGUUUCUGUACAAACAGUUUCCGUACAGAUCGCUAUCUACCAACCGGAAUCCGGGAAUCUGUCCUCUUCCUGUAUUACUCUAUCUGCACUGUUCUAUACCAUGCAUCGUCUGCCGCAGAUCUUACGGAGAAUGAUAUUGAUGCCGCAAUUCUGGACAACGCAUCCGGAACGACGUUCGAAUUUUCUUUUCGAUAAUGGAUCUUAAAAUCGAAGGUAUUUAAACGUAAGAUUCACCGACAUAACAAGGAUGUAGAGGUUUUCAUGGAUUUCAAAUAAGAUAGCGCCAGUAAACAAUAAACCGUACUCCUCCAACGUAACCACGAAAUCUCUCGAUGCCUUCUUCAUUGAGCACGUUUCCCAAGUACCUCAUUUCUUUGAAGCAAAAAUUCGAUUUUUCUUGGGAGAUGGUGAGACCAGCAUAUUUCAGUCGAUUGACUACCUCUCCCAACAGGGUAAUGUGUUCUUUGAAUUUGCGGGAGCAUAUGAUGGUGUCGUCAAUAUAGUGGUUCCAAAUCCGCACACAAGUUCGUCAUCAGUCUUGUCAAUGCUUGGCUAGCUGUGCAUAAUCCGAAUGGAACAACUUUGAACUGAAAGUGUCCUCUUUGUGGUAGCGUGAAAGCGGUUAACGGACGUGCAGAUUCCUCCAGUGCCAGUAACCAAAAGGCGGCUUUCAGGUCUAUUGACGACAUGUAUUUACAGCUGUCCAAAUUGUUUAUAAUGGAGUCCAAUUGUGGGAUAGAAUACUCUUCGUUGUUCAUAGUGUGGGUUGUUCCAUGGUGAGAAAAACGCUUCUUCAAUCACGUCUUAACUCAGCAUUCUCUUCUGUGUUUCUGACAGUCCUAUCUGUUUGGUUUCGUCUGUGACCGGGGAAAAAGCUUUCUCCAGUUUUUUUGGGAUUCAGUCGCUCUUUCUCGCCGACAGAGAAGCUUUCUUCCACUGCUCUCAUUCGCUCAACUUGUGCCGAGUGUACCAUGUGCGACUAUGGAAUGAGAGAUGUGGUGCAAAUGUGUUGGUACGCAUAUUUUAAUAUAUUUUUUCGGUUAGUCGGCAAAUGUUAAGACGCGUCCACAUUACGCCAAUCGGCCUUGGCCGCCCGGUAAAGCCGACUAACUGUGGACGUACCGCCCGGGCUUGCCGACGUGCCGAAAACCGACUCGAAUCAAACCGAAGCCAACCCGAAACAAGUGGGUCCGGUUCGAGAAAGUCGAACCAAAACGAAAUGAAGUAAAUUAGCGUUGAUGACAUUGUGUUUCCUGUGUUCGUGAUGGCUUCGUGCAUCCGAUGGGAUUUCGGCUUCGUGAACCCGAUGGGGCGUCCACAUUACCUAACGAACUGAAUAUGCCGCCUGGUACAGGCCGAUCGGCAUUAAUCGGCAUAAUGUGGACGCGCCUUUAUAACUUUCUAUUCUUCCCCAUUCAAGAGGAAAAAUUAUCUCGCACCAACGCACAGCUCACAAUUUUACGAUUUUUAUGUUAUUUCGCACUUUACCUUCGAUGUUCAACCCUCCUGCUCUGUUUCACUCUGCUAUCUCUCAUUUCUACUAAUACACUUUUCUGGCGUUUUUGCGUCACUUCCCGGUCGUCUACAGAUGAUUGAUUGCAAUCGUUUAGCUUUCUCACCAAAAGCUUAAAAUUGAACAAACCGUUGUGUUUCUCCAGCAUCUUGAUGACGAUCAUGUUUACCGGUGGAUGAUUAGCUGCUUUUCGGCUCUUUUGAGCUCCCUCACGGUUCAAAACUGAAUGCUUUUAGCUAAUAGACCGCCGUUUAUAAAUAUAGCUCUCGUUCGCUAAUAGAACGAUAAGGGGUAGGACUGGCGUUGGAAAUUUGGAAGACAAACUAGACAACUCUGAGUUGAAAUCCUCCAGCAACUCAGCGAUGAUUGCUCGAAAUGAAAUAAUUUUCGCGAUGCGAUAUUUUUCGUUUGCCAUUUCGCUUCAGAAGCUUUCCUGUUAAUUGCAUUUGAUCGAAAGAAUUUCAAAACAAAGUAUUAUAUUUUAAAAGAAAAAUAAAAUAAACUCUUUCGCUUCAAAGUAAUAUUUGGUUCUAAAAAUAACUGUUGUUCGCAACGGUUUUCGAGUGUUCAGGCUGCUUUAGCUUUGCUGCAGAUGCAUCGGCAGUAGCGGGAGCCUUCUUCUUGUUGCUCACCAUCUUCACAGUAGUAGUUUCUUCCCGGUAGCUGAGGAAGAUUAUUUGCCAGCAGCGAUAACAUUUUUUCGGUUUCUUCUUGGCGGCUAUCCUCUCGCUCGGCGCCCGCCGGCAAUCGAUGCCGAUUCGAUUACCACCAAACGGAAAGAGUUGUGUGUUUCUGUGCGUGUCAUCAUUCAUCAUCACCGGUGGAUUUUGGCUUGAACGAACACGACAAACCAGUGCCCUUCGUUUGCACAAACCGGCUUUUGGUGAUAGCGUUUAGCUGCGUUUUCUUGAAGAACUACGUCAGCUGCGUCACAUCAAUCUUGUGGCAGCGAUAACAUGCUCAAACCGAUGUACAAUUAUAACUGAGUGGAUUAUCGAGCUGGCACCCGCUUAUAUACAGAUUUUUGAGCAGUUUUUUUUUAACAAUUGAAACAAGUUUUCGGAUCCAUAAGUAACAAGCAUAUAACGCGUAGACAUUUUAUCUUUAGGAUGAAGUGGUUACCAUAUCAUUUCGUUUAGUUGGUUAGGAGGUAUUUACGCUCAAAAUCUUGUUGUUUUGGAGUUAUGCUCUCGUUUUCAAAACUUUGAACUUACACCACAGUAUAGAAAUGAAAGACGUCAAAAUGUUUGACGUAGGGUCAAAAAAGCACCGGUGUAGGUAAAGACUUAAUUUUCCAAUAGGACAGUUAUUCUAAACAUACCGCCAAAAAACACAGGCUUUUUUUCAAGUCUAAGCGGGUGAAUGUUCAUGGCCUUCUCAAAGUCCAGAUUUGAACCUUAUUGAAAAUCUGUGGGCUAUUCUGGACAACAAGAUGGACAGAACUGCCGUAACGCACAAGGGCACGUACUUAGCAGCAUUAUCGAGAGCCUGGAAGGAGAUUAACGCACAACAUCUGAAUUAAUUGGUGGAGAGCAUGCCAAAACGUCUUCAGAAGGCUUAUGUUUGCAUCGUUACAUCGUUCUUUUUUGUAAUAAAUUUUUAAAGUGGAUUUUUUUUUCUUGUCAUGUCGUAUUAUGAAUACAUUUCACUAAUUUGCUGACAAGCUUUGAUUUAAGAAUAAAUUGAUUACAUUUUUGUUUCAAUCUCUUUGUAUAUAUCUUAUUAAUACAAAUAUAUACCAUCAUCUCACAAACAUUGUUCAUUCAAGUCUCAUGAUAUGAUGAUGGUUCAAGUGGAUAUUUUACGUUGCGGGUCACUGUAUAAAUAUACCUUUGGCUAUUUUUUUCAUAGUUCUAAGUCUAUUGGAUUCUUGCUUGCUCAAUAUUUAUUAUAGAUUCUAUUUAUUCUUCAUAUAUACAUCCUUUUUUAUGGACACUGAAAAAAAAUUAUUAGCAUUUAUUGGCAGAGACGCACUUUCCACUCACUCGUGAAUCAUUAGCAUUUAACUAGUAGCAUAUGAAGACUUAAACUUAAGUGUUACCGCAAUGGCAUUGUCAAUCCGUAGUUCUAGCAAAAGCAGUGGUAAGCAGUAAACAAUAUAUUUGCGUGUGAAAAAUGCCAAAUCGUUAUCAAUGUAUGUGUUAGCUAGUUCAGAAGCCCAACACGAUGUUACAGCACUGGCCAGGCCUACACCCUCCCCAUUAGAACAAAACAUUCUUUCAUCUACUAGCACAGUCAAUUGUCACACACACACAAUCGAAACAUACAUACAAACACUUCAAACACACGGAUACAAUGAAACAUAAGUUAAGUACAAACCUAGUAAUGGUGAGACCUAUUGGAAGCUAAUUUUAACACUUCACAUCUACUAUUCAUCAACACAGCAGGUAGUUUUAGCCCAAGAAUGGCAAACACAUAUGUAAUUCAUGGUAGUAUAUUGAUGAAAACAAAACAAAAAAAAUGAUCACGAUAAACGUUCACUCAAUCUUUGCUAAAUUGAUGCAACAAAACAUAUAAAUUCGAAUACUUGCUGUAGUUCUGGUAGUUGUGAUAAUGAUAUCCAUAUAGUUCUUUCUUUACGGACUUCGAUCAAAUUAGAUGCAACGCCAAGAAUAAAUGGACUUAAUAGUUGAAAUGA
Molecule: messenger RNA, 13894 nt
Organism: Toxorhynchites rutilus septentrionalis
Lineage: Eukaryota; Metazoa; Arthropoda; Insecta; Diptera; Culicidae
Product: ring canal kelch homolog
Exons: 5
Molecular function (GO): protein binding
Source: RefSeq, a predicted model, not a curated record